Salarias fasciatus (jewelled blenny) is the source of this 1339-nucleotide messenger RNA. RefSeq names its product XIAP associated factor 1 (gene xaf1). The record is from RefSeq and is a predicted model, not a curated record. Bases 92 to 868 code for a protein of 258 amino acids. Gene Ontology annotation, cellular component: mitochondrion. Lineage: Eukaryota; Metazoa; Chordata; Actinopteri; Blenniiformes; Blenniidae. The transcript has 7 exons. Gene Ontology annotation, molecular function: zinc ion binding. Gene Ontology annotation, biological process: apoptotic process.
UCGUUUAGCAGGUGUCAACUUUCACUUUCCUUUGCGUAGAAACUAAAAGAAAAGCCUCUCUUCUCUCUGUGGGGAGACAGUCUUUAUAAACAUGGACAGCUCGGAGCCGACUCGAACCUGCAAACAAUGCCAAAGGGAGGUGGCGGAGGCCAACUUCGCCCUGCACGAGACACACUGCAGCCGCUUCCUGUGUGUGUGUCCAGACUGUGGAGACAAUGUACCCCGAGAUCAGCUGACCGAGCACAGAGAGGAGCAACACAGCCUGGUGCGAUGCUCUAAGUGUAGUCAGAAGAUGGAGCGCUGCCGCCUGGAGGAUCACGAGUUGGAGGAGUGUGUGGAGCGUCUGCAGAGCUGUGAGUUCUGUGAGCUGCAGCUGCCGUUCAAAGACCUGGCCGACCACGUCGCGUUCUGCGGGAGUCGAACCGAGCGCUGCCAGGACUGCGGGCGCUACGUCAAGCUGAGCGAGCAGAGCCAGCACCAUCUGACCUGCUCGGCCUCCGACGACGACCCCUCGCUCACCUCCGCCACACAGACACAAACGGCAACCUGUGUGUCAUGUAAGGGAUCGUUUCCAGUCGAGGAAAUAGACGAACAUGAGCUGGACUGUGUGGCAGCGAGCAGGGGGGAGUGUGAGUUGGAGGAGGAGGAGGACGAGGAGGAUGACUGGGGGCACCCCUGGGGGGCGGCGGCGGCGGCUAUAAGCAGCACCUACCAGAGAAUGUCCAUGUCUGGCGGAGCUGGCAGCGGCUUCCAGGACGAAGACGACGUGAACCAGAUCGGGAGCUGUCCACACUGUGGUCUGGCCCUGCCCCUCCUCACGCUGCGCUGGCACCAGAAAAAAUGUCAAAUCCAUGGCCAGCUGAAGUGAUGGAGGAUCCAGAUGCUCAGAGAAGCUUUUAAAAACACUGGAGGCCUUCAGAUGGUGAAAUGAAUGCUUAUUUUAGUGUGUUGUUUUUCACCUGUGGUUUGACGGUUUGGAUUAGGUAGCUUGGAAAGGUCCUGAUGACUGUCAUGUUUAUCUAAUGAAGGUGCAAUUUAUGAAAAUGAUCAUUUGCAUAUCAAACCUCUAGAGGGCAGCGCACGACCUGAGAGUCUGCAUAAGUCCACUUCUACCAUAGAGUCUGGCUCCUGUAAUCACAAGUCCAGGUUAACAGAGUAGUUUGCUCCCAUUUGAUGCCUUCACUGACCUUCUCAGCCUGGAUUUUCACUUGACUGUUGACUCGAGAGCCGAGGACCUUGAGGAUUAUGAGCUGUUUGGGACAGAUUCUGGUGAAUCUCAGUUGUUGAGGGUUUUCUUUUAGUUUCUUAUCUCUAAUAAACAACGGACUCGUCAAAUCUC